Molecule: messenger RNA, 6684 nt
Organism: Alosa sapidissima (American shad)
Lineage: Eukaryota; Metazoa; Chordata; Actinopteri; Clupeiformes; Clupeidae
Gene: elmod3
Product: ELMO/CED-12 domain containing 3
Exons: 14
Coding region: 1004-2239 (411 amino acids)
Source: RefSeq, a predicted model, not a curated record
UUUAACCCCAGUGCGACAGUAGCCUACAUAUUUUGUCGCUAUCUUUCCUCUGUCCCUUCUGUCUAAUUUUAUUGCGUGGUAUUUGCCUUGCUAGCUUGUAUGUGAAGAUGACAGAAGGCGAUGAUGUCAUUGAUAACCCCUCCCAUACUCAUCAAUAUGACAAAUAGAGUGUCCUUUGGCUAACUAUUGAGAAGACACUGAUCGAACUAAGCUGUAACGCCAUGGCUAUAGUGCUCUAAAUAGAGAAAGACGUAGGUUUUUCCAGGUUUUAGCUGAUGUUGAAGUUGCAUUCUUGAGAUGAGCCAUCCAUUUGACGGAAGUUCCACAGAAUCGUCCACUGGUUGCAGCUAUUAGCAGAGAUCGGUGGGGAUUCCAGGAGAGCCAUGGGGGUUGGGAAGCAGGAGGCGACCCGGGCCCGUGCCCCCAGCGCCGCGCUCACAGCCUGGCUCCUCUGAUGGAGCGUCCCAGUGGACGCCCUCUCAACUACGCCUGGCACGGAGGACGAGGAGAAGGAGAGGGAGUUUAAACGCCACUCUUCUGCCUGAUCCGAAGAGGUCAAUUACUGCCGUAGCCACAAACUACUCCGUGCUCUCACUCUCUCUCUCCAAACGACACAGGAAGCAAACAGCUUGACCCUUGGUGGUAAACCUCACAGAACCCGCCUGAAGUGACAUCACCUUUUAGGAGAGCCACCAAUCACCCUCCGUUCUCUUUCCUGAUCCACCUGCACCUGUUACCUGUGGCUCCCACCAUUUGCUUUGGUGCUCCCGAGCGAGUGCGGACCAGACUGUCAGAACGCUAAGGGUGAGAAAAGAGAGAGAGAGAGAGAGAGACAAAGAGACGGUGCGCUCGCGCUCUGUGACUGUGACUGCUCAAGCACCAUGGCCAUCUGGAGAACAGCAGGGCAGAGCGUCGCACCACCAGCGCUGGGCAGCCAGUAGGAGGGGCCCACCCCACCUAGCAGCAGCAGCAGCCGCCGGCGCCAAGCUCCAACACCCAUGCCAUGGAAGGGGACAUCAUCUUGGCCGCAAACACGGAGGGUUUGAAUGGGUUGCCUCAAGAAUGUAAGCAGACAGUGGAUCUAACCAAUGGACACUCCAAUCACAAACCUGAGAUGAAUGGAGUGGCUCCAGGCCAUGCCAUCAUUAAGGAGCACGCCAAUGGAAACUCCCUUCACAAACCAGUGCCAAUCUCCGCGCUGAAACAGAAUGGUCUGUUGCAGUCCCUGGCAGCAGGAGGUGAUCAGCCUAGGACAGAAGAGGUGAACUCGGAGGUGGAGAGGGCCAGGGAGGAAUGGGAUGCCCUUGAGAGCAUCCAGCCAGUUCUCCCCGAGGAGCUCGCUCCCUCCCCGCUCAUCUCCUUCAACGAAGCCCUGCAGCACUUCCAGACCACAGACCUCGCAGAUCUCCUGAAGAACAUCCAGCCCACCAUUCGUAGGACGGGUCUGGCGGCCAUCACACACUUCCUGUUUGGUCCGCCCCGACUGCACAAGGAGCUGCUGGAGGAGAGGGACCUGGUGUUUGCCAUUGCACAGUGCUCAUUGGACAACGGGCAGCCUGUGCACAUGCGUGUGCUGCAGACCAUCUACAGGAAACUGACUGGCAACCGCAAUGACUGCCCACGCUUUGGACCCCACUGGGAGAACGUGGGUUUUCAGGGGACGGACCCGUCCACAGAUUUGCGAGGCACAGGCUUCCUGGGCCUUAUGCACACACUUUACCUGGUCAUGGAUCCAGAAACACUACCUUUAGCACGAGACAUCUACAAGCUGUCCCAGCACCCAGUGCAGAACUUCCCCUUCAGUGUGAUGUCCAUCAACAUGACCCGCAUUGCCUUGCACGCGCUCAGAGAGGAGGUCCUAUCCAAGGAGUGCAACCGACGGCAGCAGGUUGUCGGGGUGAUCAACGACUUCUACGCGGCCACUUUCCUGCACUUGUUCCAGCUGUGGAAGAGCGAGCAGAAGACUAUCUCAGACUCGGGCUAUGUGCUCAAAGAGGUAGAAAUCUUUGCCAAAAAGAACCCCAAACAGAUCCUGAGGCGCCUGGAGACUUUCCUGAAGGAGCGACGCACUAGGAUAGGGCACCGAGCAUCACCGGACAGCCUGUCUCACAGCAACCGUUCCCCCAGCGACAGGGGGUCCAGCCUGGAGACCCAGGGGACCAAAGAGGGCAAAGAGAUGAACUUCACCGGUGUGUGUGAGCUCCCGGCCGAGAUGGAGGGAGAGGCCCGACUCAUCUGAGAGAAAGAGACUGAGAGUGUGAGGAGUGGGACACGUCUUGUGAGGGGAAAGGGAUGGUCAAAUUAUGUCACAAGUUGAGAUGGGUUUAUCUCUUCUCUCAAAUGUUCUUUUCCUCUUUUUUUCCCCUCUCGCUCACCGUUUGCACACAACAACACACACACACACACACACACACAUGUGUACACGCGCACGCCUAGCCAGCAUUGCUGCACAUCCAUCUUUGAGAACUGUUCCUCUUUCACAGAGUAGACUUCAGGGUUCAGAUUCACUACAGAUCUCUCUUCUCUCCCUUUGCCUAUUUCUAUAGGUUCCUACUAGAAUAACCCCUCGUACUGUAUGCUUACACAGAGAAGCCGCCAAGGUGAAUAGUUGCCAAAUAUUUGUUUUGUUUUGUUUUUAUCCUUCCCCCUAGUUGGAGCUUGGUGCUGAGACUGUAGCAUUUUCACUGUCCGUAGGGUGGUUGGAUGACAAGAUAAGGCUCAGGGAGAGUGACUGAGGUCGAUGAGGUUCAAAGUUUAUGAGGUUGUUUGUUUGUUUAUUUGUUUAUGAUUGACUGUGCACUGGCUGCACAGAGCCCUACUGUGAGGCUAGAAAGAGAGUCAUUAAGAAAGGAAGUAUCUGUGAUAAGCGUGAGGUACGCCAUUUUUAUAUUCAUCUUGUGCACUAAGCGAGAGAUUGAUUUGGAGAGAUCCAUGCACAUUGGCAUAACAAUAUCUGUAAGCUUGCAUAUAUAUAUAUAUAUAUAUGUGUGUGUGUGUGUGUGUGUGCGGGUGUGUACAUGUCAAAGUGUUCUGUGUAUUUGCUCAAAGGCGUUGGUCUGCUUUGUACAUGUUACGUAGGAAACAUGGUGUCUUUCUGCGCAGGUUGUAGACGAGAAGCACUAUUUGCAGUGCAAUCCAAGCCCUAGUGAAGCUCUUUGAACCAUGCAAGUAUUUGGUAGUUGUAUUUGUUGGGUGAGUGAGGUAGAUGGUUCAGUUGAGGUCUCGUGGCACUAUUGAUUUUUUCUGUUAGAGCUCUACAAGUGUUCUGUAUGGAUAAAUUCUAGCUGUAUAAAUAUAUAUGAGUAUAUUUUUCAAAGACUUUACACUGAAGCUAUUUUAUUCUUACCAGUAUGAAGAACACAAAGAAACAUGGCACCUCCUGAUGUCCCUCAGGACUGUUUGUCAAGGAACCCCCGCUGGCCACUGGGCCUGGUACAUUGGCUGCAGAUUUUUAAAGCAUUGAUGGGAGGGGUUGAAGUGUGACUUCCGCCGCCCUCUUUGACUGUUACUGUGUCCCCCUGUCACCUCAGAGAAAUGGGGAUGUGCAUAAACCAUCUCCCUGACACCGAGCCGCUAGCCUAGCAGAAGGCAACAUCGUGGCUUAGCCUCCCCUUCUGAGUAUGCAGGGUCUGCUGGACAAAAGCCUUCUGGUGGCUAGUAGGUUCUUGUAAUUUGCAUGCAAAAAAUAAACAUACAAACAAAAAAAAAAGAUGGGUUCCCCAGCGGAACUGUGCUGGUGGCUGUAGAUUUAGUCCUAACCAGUGUAUAUUUUGUGUAUGCAAAAAAAAAAAGGGGGGUGUUGAUUUUUCCCUUAAAGUAAAAACGGUACGUCUUGGCAAUAGUGGUAGGAAGCUAGCAACUUCUCCGGUAAAUGUCUUUUGAUGUUAUUAUGAAAAGUGUUUAUGAAUUCAGGGGAGUGUUUUCUCGACACUUCAGGGUAGCGACCAAAAACCAGAUUGUGAUAAAGCCUCUUUAAGUACGUACGUUGCAGUCAGAAUAGAAUGGGUGUGUUGUCAGCUGAAUUGAUUGGCAGGUGAGUUUCUAUCGAGACUCUGCGACUCGAUGCAGCUCAUCACGGCUCUACCACAAAGCACCAGUCGAAAGGAUCCUCUGCAGGGUAAAUAUUUGUUGUGGAAAACGGUGGCCUUGAGAGAAGCAGGACUACCUAGCUGCAUUAUAUCUGGUGUGCUCCGGUAGAUGACCAGAGCCAGUCAUGGUUGACACAGUGAUGCUUUGUGUUUUGUUUGAGAGAUCCUGGAUUGAUCUCCUACUUCUUUGUCAGGUUUUUGAGGAAGGACGGUCUCUGAACUCACUUAUUUGUAGCAUGCUCCAUAGCACUAGGACCGUAGCACCAGAGAAUUGUUGUUGUUUUAUUUGUUGUUUUAUUUUCUGGUUUAAAAUUCCUUGUUAAAAAAAGGCUUGUUCUAUUACUCUGUAUGUUCACUUGUGUCUCUUUUUGGCAAAAUCUUAUGUGUUGUCUGAGAAACACAGUAGAUUUCUGUAACUUUCUCCAAUAUCUUCAGUUCCCUUUGCAACAACAAACUAGACUCAGUGGUUGAACGUGUUAGGAGUCGUCACUUUUAGUCCCUAUGUUUAGCUGAAUGAAAGAGUAGUGUUUUCUGCACUUGAAUGAGACCAGUAUCUUUAAGACGGAGAAUAAUUUUUUAGGAGCUGCAUGUGGCACAGAGAAUCCCCCCCCCCCCCCACACACACACAUUAGCCGUGCAUUUGUUCACUUCCUGAUUCAUUACCCAGUGAGUCAUUGCCCAGCGAGACUUUUUACCCAUCCAGGAAAAAUGUUAAGAGUACACAAACCUACCCACACAAGCAGACAGAUAGACACACACACACACACACACACACACACACACACACACACACACACACACACACACACACACACUCACUCUCAGUUAGACCAGUGGAAGCAUGACUAUUAAAUGUGACAAACUUGGCCACAAGCGCAACUAUCCUUUCAACUCUGUGUGUAAUUACAUCUUUUAUAUAUACACACACACACACACUCACACACUCCUGUCUGCUUCUUUCCCUCCAUUUGCUGUGACAUCACCUCCAUGAACACACUGGCAAGCAUGCACACACACACUCGGUGCUCAGGUGCGAGAGUGUGUGAAGCUCUGUGACGUGAUGGGUUGGUUCUGUGAGAGGGUGUGACGGUGGGGAGAAACACUAGUGCCUCAGAGAAGAGUGUCCUCCCAUAGCGCUGGGAGAAGCACGGUGGAACUUUAUAAAGCAUUCAUAAGCUACUUACAAAGCAUGGCAGCAGCUGUGUGUGUGUGUGUGUGUGUAUGUGUGUGUGUGUGUGUAUUGGGGUGGGAAACGGGGGAGGGUACCUGCAAGCGUUUAUAAAGCAUUUGUAAGCACUACGAAACAGCUGCUGAUUGUUUGCGUGUUGCUCCCCCACGUUAGCUACAGCAGACUAAGCUUAUAGUGAAGUGAGCUCUGUCAGUAAGGCAGUCGGGGGUAGUGUGUUGUGUUGGGCAGGGGUGGGGCGCUAGACUCGGCAGACGUCCCACACGACUGCUGUGUGUCCAUGAAGGAACAUUCCAUGCCAGUCGCCCUUCCGUGCCAGUCUCCCAUGGCACGGGGGGAGUAGAACGUGGCGAACGCUUGUCCACAAAUAUUUAAAAAAAUAAAAAAUAAAAAAAAGGUGAAGCUGCACAGGCACCCAAAUUUUUAGCUGAGUGUGCAUGUCUACGUCAGAGGCGCUGUUUGUCGGUGGACAAUCUGCGGACGCUCUCGCAGAGGGGUCAGUCUGGUGAAGAGCAGCCUGACGGGACGUGUAGUGACGAGCAUUGGCACGUGUACAUAGAAGAUACAAGUGAAGAUUGUAGCAGUGUGAUUGUUAACGGGAGGGGGGGGGGGGGGUUGUAAUAGCGGUAAUGUCAUGUCAAACCUCAGGCUUGAGACAAAUCUCUCACUCUCUCUCCUCCUUUUUGCUUUUGUCCGGUAGCUGAUGAACACCAGUGGUGUCAUAAAAGACACACGGAAAACAUACAGCAUUGUCCCUGAAGCCCAACAGCUUCACUGAUCUCUUAGCCAUCUUUUUAGUUAUAUUUUGGUUUGUUUUGGGUUUAUUUUUGUACAGCAGUCUAACAGUGCAUUAUCAUACACAGUUCCCCUAAACAGCGCACUUGGCAAUAGGGCAAUUCAAAAGAUUGUGCAUUGUUUCUUUGAGGGAGAAGAAGGAGGAUGUGGUUGGAAUCGACCAGAUCUCUCUUGGUUAGCUUUCAGGUCGAGUUAGCCCAAUUCUUUUUUUUAUUAUUAUUAUUUUAAAGUCAUUCAUCUUCUUUUUUUUUUUUUUUUUUUUCUUUCCUGGGACUCACUUCUGUCGUGUGAAUCGAUAGGAGACUGGAUGAGGCCUCAGUCUUGACCUUCUUCUCCCCCUUUUCCCCAAAUGCAUCUUAGGUGAGAUAAGAGUCCAGUGCUACCCCCCCUCCCCUCCCUGCACAUUCCUUUGGAGGUGUUUUGUUAUUGUUGUCGUUGUUGUUUGUCUGUUUGUCCCUCAGAGCAUUCUAUCCUCCCAACACCCCUUCCCUCCAGUAAUACCUGAUUGUAGAAGUCCGAUUUUAUAAUGAGAAUAUAUUUCAGAAUAUAUGCGUACAGUUGUACAGUAAUGUAUUGUAUGAAGACUAUUAAAAUAAAAUUGCAACUUAAAAAUUA